AUGAUUGCGAAAUCUUUCGGAGCCAUUUCAGCUUUCUUCAGCGUUUUCAUUAUCGUCAUCAUCAUCAUCAUCAUCAUCAUCAUCAUCAUCAUCAUCAUCAUCAUCAUCAUCAUCAUCAUCAUCAUCAUCAUCAUCAUCAUCAUCAUCAUCAUCAUCAUCAUCAUCAUCAUCAUCAUCAUCAUCAUCAUCAUCAUCAUCAUCAUGUGGUUUUGA
Molecule: messenger RNA, 213 nt
Organism: Alternaria arborescens
Lineage: Eukaryota; Fungi; Ascomycota; Dothideomycetes; Pleosporales; Pleosporaceae
Exons: 1
Coding region: 1-213 (70 amino acids)
Biological process (GO): transmembrane transport
Cellular component (GO): membrane
Molecular function (GO): ATP binding; ABC-type transporter activity
Source: RefSeq, a predicted model, not a curated record